AGCCUCCCGCAGCGGCAGGCGGUCCGCGCCAUCCUCAUGCAGCUCCUCCCGCCGCCUACCCGCACCGGAACAAAGACUCAAAUGGAUGCUAAAAAGCCAAGGAAAUGCGAUUUGACUCCCUUCCUGGUUUUGAAAGCAAGAAAGAAACAAAAGCUCACCUCUGCGAAGGUUGGAAGUAAACCUUCAGUUCAAGUCCAGAAGCCACCUGCCAAUACCAAGAACUCCAGAAUGACCCAAGUCUUUCAUAAGAACUCCAGUGUUACUUCACUCCCCUUUGUGGACGCCAAGGGGAAGAAGAAUAUGGUAAGCUUCCCACACAUUAGCAAGAAAGUCCUGCUGAAGUCAUCCCUGCUGUAUCAGGAGAAUCAAGCUCACAAUCAGAUGCCGGCCUCAGAGCUCAAGGCUUCAGAAAUACCUUUGCACCCUAGCAUUAAAACCCAGGAUCUCAAGGCAGGGGAGAAGUCACCAAAGAAGCACAAGGUGCCUCUGACAGCGGCAGAGGCCCUAAAGCUUUUUAAGAAUCAGCUGUCUCCAUAUGAGCAAAGUGAAAUCCUGGGCUACGCGGAGCUGUGGUUCCUGGGGCUUGAAGCCAAGAAGCUCGACCUGGCUCCUGAGAAAUUUAGCAAGACGAGUUUUGAUGAUGAGCAAGGCUCCUAUCUGAAGGUCCUGCAUGAUCACAUUGCCUACCGCUAUGAGGUUCUGGAGAUGAUCGGGAAGGGGUCCUUUGGACAGGUGGCCAAGUGCUUGGAUCACAAAAACAAUGAGCUGGUGGCCCUGAAAAUCAUCAGGAACAAGAAGAGAUUUCACCAGCAGGCCCUGGUGGAGCUGAAGAUCCUGGAAGCUCUCAGAAAGAAGGACAAAGACAACACCUACAAUGUGGUGCAUAUGAAGGACUUUUUCUACUUUCGCAAUCACUUCUGCAUCACCUUUGAGCUCCUGGGAAUCAACUUGUAUGAGUUGAUGAAGAAUAACAACUUUCAAGGCUUCAGUCUGUCGAUAGUUCGGCGUUUCACUCUCUCUGUUUUGAAGUGCUUGCAAAUGCUUUCUGUAGAGAAAAUCAUCCACUGCGAUCUCAAGCCCGAAAAUAUAGUGCUGUACCAAAAGGGCCAAGUCUCUGUUAAAGUCAUUGACUUUGGAUCAAGCUGUUAUGAACACCAGAAAGUAUACACGUACAUCCAAAGCCGGUUCUACCGAUCCCCAGAAGUGAUCCUGGGCCACCCGUACGACAUGGCCAUUGACAUGUGGAGCCUGGGCUGCAUCAUGGCAGAGUUGUACACGGGCUACCCCCUGUUCCCUGGGGAGAAUGAGGUGGAGCAGCUGGCCUGCAUCAUGGAGGUGCUGGGUCUGCCGCCAGCCGGCUUCAUUCAGACGGCCUCCAGGAGACAGACAUUCUUUGAUUCCAAAGGUUUUCCUAAAAAUAUAACCAACAACAGGGGGAAGAAAAGAUACCCAGACUCCAAGGACCUCACGAUGGUGCUGAAAACCUGUGACACCAGCUUCCUGGACUUUCUCAGAAGGUGUUUGGUAUGGGAACCUUCUCUUCGCAUGACCCCGGACCAGGCCCUCAAGCAUGCUUGGAUUCAUCAGUCUCGGAACCUCAAGCCACAGCCCAAGCCCCAGACCCUGAGGAAAUCCAGUUCCUUUUUCCCUUCUGAGACAAGGAAGGACAAGGUUCAAGGCUGUCAUCACUCGAGCAAAAAAGCAGAUGAGAUCACCAACAAGACUACAGAGAAAACAAAAGAUGGCUCCACGAAGCAUGUUCAGUCUUCAGGGGAUCAGCAGGACUCUCUCCAGCACAGAGCUGACACUGUUCAGCUGCCUCAACUGGUAGAAGCUCCCAAGAAGUCAGAGGCACCUGUUGGGGCAGAGGUGUCCACGACCUCCCCGGGACAGAACAAAAACUUCUCCCUCAAGAACACAAACAUUUUACCCCCUAUUGUAUGACCUUUGCUGAGGGUAUGUCCUGCUCCUUUCCACCAGUGAUUUGUAUUAAGACAGCACUUAUAUUGUACAAUACUUCAGACUGUUUUUUUUACAUACAUAAAAGUUUAUUUUUAAAAAACUCUAUUAA
Molecule: messenger RNA, 2071 nt
Organism: Mandrillus leucophaeus (drill)
Lineage: Eukaryota; Metazoa; Chordata; Mammalia; Primates; Cercopithecidae
Gene: DYRK4
Product: dual-specificity tyrosine-(Y)-phosphorylation regulated kinase 4
Exons: 15
Coding region: 37-1944 (635 amino acids)
Biological process (GO): peptidyl-threonine phosphorylation; peptidyl-serine phosphorylation
Cellular component (GO): nucleus
Molecular function (GO): ATP binding; protein serine/threonine/tyrosine kinase activity; protein serine/threonine kinase activity
Source: RefSeq, a predicted model, not a curated record